GAAGGGGGGGCGCCGCGAGCCGGUUGCUUCAGCCUCGAAAUCCGGCUCGCGCCGGUCUCCCCUUGCGGGCCGUGUGUAAAAGCGACCGUUGGAGAAGGGCACAGUCGACGGCGGGAGAGAAGGAGGUCUGAGCUGCGCGGGACCGGGUGUGUGACAACUGAGGGAGGCUGAGGCCGGCCCCCAUUUUCACGCCCACCUGACCGCGGGCCGAGGCGGACAAAGUCACGAAAUCGUGGCCGGGCGCUCCCGGCAAAGCCAAGGAACAGAGAAGGAAAUCAAGGGCUACUUUCCAGCCACCCAACAGAUUGGGACUCUUUCUGACAACCAGUUGUAGCCUGGUUCUCUUCACUGAAAACCAGCAGAAUGGAUGAGGAUACUUAUGAAAAAAGAGCCAAAGCAGGCGCCACCACAUCCGACCUGUGCAAUUUGGUGGCCUGGGCCCACACACAUGGAAUGAUUUGCAAAAAAAUGCCGACUUUAGAAGUCAUUCACAACAAGGAGAACGUUCCCAGAGGGAAAUCUGCUCUGUGGCUCUGUGAAGCCGGCCAUGCCUACAACUGGCCCUGUGGACCUCUGGCCUACAAACUCAUGGAAGAACAGGCAUCUUCUCAAGGAACCCAGAAAAGAGGUUCUGCCGCUUCUUUCUGGCAGAAGCAGGAUGACCCAAAGAAGAAAUUCAAGUCGGCUCCAUUGGUUGAGACAACUCACAAGGGCACUGGCUCUAUGGAAUCCCAGAAUCCAUCUAUCAAACAGAAGCCAGAGAGAAGGGCAGAGGUGACCAGCGUACUAGUCCAGACCUCUUCACAGAAAGAAUGUUUGAGCACCGUGACUUUUCAGACCAGCUCCACCAGUUCUCUGCCUUGCAGUGUCAUUCAGAUUCCAAACCAAGAAGUGAGUGCAGGAGCCCAGGGGGUGAAGGCCAGCCAGAACAUCCAAGGGUCCUUUGGAGUCAAGCCGAUGGAUGAGUGCUAUAUAGGAAACCAAGGUGGAGGGCUGAAUCCACAAGUCAUCAUUAUAGAUACAGUAGAGAGUGAUGCUGACAGUGGUGAAAAGGUCCCAGAGAGCCCGAGUAUUGAUUCUGGAGUUCCAGAGAAUAUCUCCAUCUCCCGUCCUCAGAAGAACCCUCCGGAAAGCAACAAGAGCAGGCCGAAACAUCUAGAAGACAACUCAAAAGAAGAUGAUCUGCCAGGGCCAAUGAUGGCCACCAAAGCACCACCACUCCAUUCCAAGCCAAGCGGUUUAGGCUCCAAGUUGCACUGUGGAUAUAGUGACAACCAACCCAGUCCCUCUGGAAUGCGCAGCUCAAAGGACAGUUCUUCGUUCUCAAAGUCACCCUCAUCUCCUCUUCAACCUCACAUUGUGAAGGUCAUUUCCCUGAAGAAUGAACCACAGUGGGCCUCAUGGUUCGACAACCCUGAUGAGGACGAACCCCCGCCGUUACCACUAUCUUGUUUUGGCAGCCUCAGUUCUGACAACAAAGUUUCAGGGAAUGUUUCAACUUCAGAGUCUGCAGGUAAAGCGGCUAGAAAGAAAACUAAAAGCAUGACUGAGAUAAAAAUGUUCAGAGAUUGGCUCAAACGCACUAAGCCUUCCGAAACGCGUGAAAUAUGUACAAUACCCCCUGCUGAGCUCAACCAAUUGCUGAUGUCCUUUUUCAAUGAGAUCCGAAAGCAAAAUGGCACUGAAUUUUCAGCCAGUUCUCUAUAUUUCUUCCAAAGUAGCAUAGAUAAAUACCUCAAGAAGCAAAACUAUAAAUGCAGCAUAAUAAAAGGGCCUGAAUUCCAGGGAUCUCAGAAAAUUCUCAAAGGAAAGGUGCGACAAUUACUCUUUAACGAAAAGCAAAGGGAUUGGAAGAUGCUUCAAAAUUUAACUGAUGAAGACAUGGCCAGUCUUCGGAAGGCAGGGGUAUUGAGUCGAUUGCACCCUGAAGGCCUUCUGAACCUGAUGAUUCUCAACAUCGUCAGAGGGUUUGGUGCUUUACAGUGCUUUCAAAAUGUUACCGUGACUUGGGGCCAAAUUAUCCUGAAAAAACGUGGCAACUUGGAGAUCCUGGAAUGGCAUGGUGAUGAAAACCCAAGUCCGGAUAAGAAGAAUUAUAUCACCGAAAAGCCCGAAAGCCCAGAAGACUGUCCGAUUCUUGAUUACAAGGAGUACUCUAGAAAGAGACCCCUGGAUAUGCUGAGUUGCAACAGUCCAUUCUAUCUUGCUCCCAAGCCUGUCUGCUCAGUCUGUGAUCAGAUCUGGUUCUCUAAGAAAUCUCUUCUCAAAACAAAGGUGAAGAAGUUGUUAAAAACCCUCUUGCAGCAUAUAAAGAGGGGGUUGAGCAAGUAGAACUCCCUCCCCAUGUCUAUGCGUCUGGUUUCUAACAAGAGGAAGUCACUGUGGACUGGCAUGAGUCAAUGUGCACAGUUGAAGUUUAGAAUAAAUAUUCUCUGAUUAGUUGAAGGGAGUCUCCAUGGGCCUAUGGAAAAGAUCGAAGAUGGAAAGAUGCUGGUGAUUAAGUUGAAAUCCCAGAACAAAAAUAGUUAAGCCAUUCCAGACAUUGCUUUAAGUUUUGAAAGAGCCCUGUAACCUCCCUUGCUUAAGUUUCUUAGUGUGAAAGUAGCAAAGUAGAGUUCGACUUAAUUUCUGUUAUUCAUACAAAUUUGUUGUCUUUAUUUAUAGUUUUAAAAUAAAUAUUAGUAAGAUAGGUAAGUAUAAGAAAAGCACUACAAUGAUCUAUAAGCUAGAGAAGGGAAUUCUGAAUAUACCCAAAGACGUAAAUUGUUUACACAGAUGUUUACAAUUUAUUUAAAUAAGAAACCAAGAACAAAGCAAAGAAGCACUGAAAAACAUAUUUUUGAAAUUAAUCACUACUUGUAAGAAUGUUGAAUGUUAUAUUUAUAGUUACUUGAUAUAGGUGGAAUUCUCUUCCAAUCCCAUCAAGGAGAUUGUAGUUCCACCCUUGUUUUCAAAAUAAAGUGUUUUGUCUUUCA
Ornithorhynchus anatinus (platypus) is the source of this 2975-nucleotide messenger RNA. RefSeq lists its product as uncharacterized. The coding region runs from base 364 to 2331 and encodes 655 amino acids. The transcript has 4 exons. The record is from RefSeq and is a predicted model, not a curated record. NCBI's taxonomy places the organism in Eukaryota, Metazoa, Chordata, Mammalia, Monotremata, Ornithorhynchidae.